This is a messenger RNA of Salvelinus fontinalis (brook trout), 2025 nucleotides long. RefSeq lists its product as uncharacterized. The record is from RefSeq and is a predicted model, not a curated record. Lineage: Eukaryota; Metazoa; Chordata; Actinopteri; Salmoniformes; Salmonidae. The transcript is spliced from 3 exons. Bases 1 to 2025 code for a protein of 674 amino acids.
AUGUCGACUGCGGAUGAUUCUCCUCUCCGACAAACAAUAUCAGCUGAUCAGUGGCGAGCGGCGGGUUCCUCGGACCAUGAAGUCAUUCUGCAUCACCGCCCAGACCACCACAACCAGCCGAGACCACCACAACCAGCCCAGACCACCACAACCAGCCCAGACCACCCCAACCAGCCACAACCUCAUCCCCAACUCAACCAGCCCAGACCACCACAACCAGCCCAGACCACCACAACCAGCCCAGACCACCACAACCAGCCCAGACCACCCCAACCAGCCACAACCUCACCCCCAACACAACCAGCCCAGACCACCCAAACCAGCCCAGACCACCACAACCAGCCCAGACCACCACAACCAGCCCAGACCACCACAACCAGCCCAGACCACCCCAACCAGCCACAACCUCAUCCCCAACACAACCAGCCCAGACCACCCAAACCAGCCCAGACCACCACAACCAGCCCAGACCACCACAACCAGCCCAGACCACCACAACCAGCCCAGACCACCCCAACCAGCCACAACCUCAUCCCCAACUCAACCAGCCCAGACCACCACAACCAGCCCAGACCACCACAACCAACCCAGACCACCACAACCAGCCCAGAAAACCACAACCAACCCAGACCACCACAACUAGCCCAGACCACCACAACCAGCCCAGACCACCCCAACCAGCCCAGACCACCCCAACCAGCCACAACCUCACCCCCACCACAACCAGCCCAGACCACCCCAACCAGCCACAACCUCACCCCCACCACAACCAGCCCAGACCACCCCAACCAGCCACAACUAGUCGAGACCACCCCAACAAUCCCCACCCCAACCAUCCCCAACUAUCGAGACCACCCCAACCAGCCACAACCUCACCCCCACCACAACCAGCCCAGACCACCCCAACCAGCCACAACCUCACCCCCACCACAACCAGCCCAGACCACCCCAACCAGCCACAACCUCACCUCCAACACAACCAGCCCAGACCACCCCAACCAGCCACAACCUCACCCCCACCACAACCAGCCCAGACCACCCCAACCAGCCACAACCUCACCCCCACCACAACCAGCCCAGACCACCCCAACCAGCCACAACCUCACCUCCAACACAACCAGCCCAGACCACCCCAACCAGCCACAACCUCACCCCCACCACAACCAGCCCAGACCACCCCAACCAGCCACAACCUCACCCCCACCACAACCAGCCCAGACCACCCCAAACAGCCACAACCUCACCCCCACCACAACCAGCCCAGACCACCACAACCAGCCCAGACCACCCCAACCAGCCCAGACCACCACAACCAGCCCAGACCACCCCAACCAGCCACAACCUCACCCCCACCACAACCAGCCCAGACCACCCCAACCAGCCACAACCUCACCCCCACCACAACCAGCCCAGACCACCCCAACCAGCCACAACCUCACCUCCAACACAACCAGCCCAGACCACCCCAACCAGCCACAACCUCACCCCCACCACAACCAGCCCAGACCACCCCAACCAGCCACAACCUCACCCCCACCACAACCAGCCCAGACCACCCCAACCAGCCACAACCUCACCCCCACCACAACCAGCCCAGACCACCCCAACCAGCCCAGACCACCCCAACCAGCCCAGACCACCCCAACCAGCCACAACCUCACCUCCAACACAACCAGCCCAGACCACCCCAACCAGCCACAACCUCACCUCCAACACAACCAGCCCAGACCACCCCAACCAGCCACAACCUCACCCCCACCACAACCAGCCCAGACCACCCCAACCAGCCACAACCUCACCCCCACCACAACCAGCCCAGACCACCCCAACCAGCUACAACCUCACCCCCACCACAACCAGCCCAGACCACCCCAACCAGCCACAACCUCACCCCCACCACAACCAGCCCAGACCACCCCAACCAGCCACAACCUCACCUCCAACACAACCAGCCCAGACCACCCCAACCAGCCACAACUAGUCGAGACCACCCCAACAAUCCCCACCCCAACCAUCCCCAACUAG